Molecule: messenger RNA, 835 nt
Organism: Trichechus manatus latirostris (Florida manatee)
Lineage: Eukaryota; Metazoa; Chordata; Mammalia; Sirenia; Trichechidae
Gene: APOD
Product: apolipoprotein D
Exons: 5
Coding region: 160-732 (190 amino acids)
Biological process (GO): lipid transport; tissue regeneration; lipid metabolic process
Cellular component (GO): cytoplasm
Molecular function (GO): cholesterol binding
Source: RefSeq, a predicted model, not a curated record
UGCAUUAAAAUUAACCAUCAGUGACCUGAUGAAGCUUAUAAAGUGAGCUGGGAGAAGCCAGCCACCAAAACAGGCAUCUCAACUUGGAUGACUUGCAGGUGGAAACUGCCUUCACUUUGAUAAAAAAAAAGGUUCCAUCUGCAACCACCUGACCCCAAGAUGGUGCCGAUGCUGUUGCUGCUUUCCACCCUGGCUGGUCUCUUCGUGGGUGCGGCAAAGGGACAGGCAUUCCAUCCUGGGAGAUGCCCGAAUCCUCCCGUGCAGGAGAAUUUUGACGUGAACAAGUAUCUUGGAAGAUGGUAUGAAAUUGAGAAGAUCCCGGUGACCUUUGAGAAGGGAAGCUGCAUCCAAGCCAACUACUCGCUAAUGGAGAAUGGAAACGUCAAAGUGAUAAACCAGGAGGUGAGACCGGAUGGAUCAGUGAAUCAAAUUGAAGGUGAGGCCACCCAGGUCAACCUCACGGAGCCCGCCAAGCUGGGAGUCAAAUUUUUCUGGUUGAUGCCGUCAGCACCAUACUGGGUCCUGGCCACCGACUAUGAGAACUACGCCCUCGUGUACUCCUGUACCACAUUCCUCUGGCUUUUUCACAUGGAUCAUGUUUGGAUCUUGGGACGAAACCGUUUUCUCCCUCCAGAAACAGUGACCUAUCUAAAAGAUAUCCUGACUUCUAACAACAUUGCCAUCGAUAAAAUGACCAACACAGACCAGGUGAACUGCCCCGAGUUCCUGUAACCAGGCUCUGAAGGAAGGCUGGGUCCACUCCAUGUUACUUCUUUUGCUUUGCUUUUCCCCACCCCAUCCCACCCCGCAAUGAAAGCCAACCAACCACCAGGAU